AUGGCAUCUUUCUCCGCUUGGCUUGUCCUCAUCCUGGGGCUCGGGAUCGCUGGCGCCCUGGAUUAUAACAUUCAAAGUAACAGCAGCAAAAUCCUCACGGUCCUCAAUGGAUCCGCUCCGAUUCAAGAAUUACUUUACCACAUUGAUGUCUGGCGGAAUGAAGCAGCUUCAGCUGCUCUAGAAACUCCAGCUCCUUCCAAUCUGGAGUCCGUGAUUCGCUCUGAAGUUGGAGGCGAUUGGGAGCGGGGUAGACUCGUCCUGCAACUGGCGUAUAAAGCUAGGACCUUGGAGCUCAAAGAGGCCAUUUACACGGCUCUCUGGAAGGAGCUUCAGCAGACCAAGCAGAUCUACGAUCCAUCCAAAAUCCUUGAGUUCUACAACGAGCUGUCUCAGCAUUCGGAUGUGCCACUUGAACUUUUGGAACGUAUCUACAGAGCUUUCAUUGAUCGCAGCGCCCAGUUGCUGGAGGCACCAUUUCACACCAACAGUCGGGAGGCAACUUUCCCGUUGGUAAACUCCCUGGUACAUCGUCUUACCUUCAGCACAUUGGAUUACCUCAGGGACAUUCUGGAAGUUCUCUACGAUGCUGUAUUGGCCCUCGAAACACCAUUAAGUGUGGUCGAGCGACUGGGAAACUUCACGGCCAGUUUGACGCAAUUGGCUCAGGCUAAUCUUCAACUUCUUAGCAGGGAGGAACUGAAACGAGGCGAUCUACAGGUGCAGAAGGCCCUGCAAAGCAACCUCCGUAAUUUGCUGCAACAGCCUGGUUUUGAGCAGGAAGUGGGAUCCGCUCUGCAAGCGGAAAUCUAUGCACACCUUCCAAGGGAUGAGCAACUCCUGUACACAGCUCGCAAAGUUUGCAUCCGCAAUGUGACCGAUGGAAACUCGUAUAUUUACGAGUGCCCGCAGACUUAUCUGAUAUGCAGUAACGCCCGCGAUCCCAAAAAGGCUGCCUACUUCAUCCAACGUGGCCACAGCAACGACAGCCGACCGCAGUUUGCCUUCUACAGCGCUUUCUGGCGUAACCGCUACAUCCUCAUGGAACCUGCCAUUGCAGCCGCUGGCAAUAUCAGUCACUCCAUCACCAAAAACGUCUACAGCCGGACCAACAUUAGCUGGUGGCGAGUUAAGUACGAAAAUGGCGGAAUCUCCUUGCUCGAUGCAGCCACCGAGCAUUCCGUCCUUUGCGGUGGAGACCCGUCGCACUGGGAUGGCGAGGAGCACCAUGUUUACACACGCAACGCAUCGGAGCUUUCAGCUUAUCAGGCGGAGUGCACCUGGAGCCUGGAAGACUGCAGCGAUGCCGCCUAGCCGGAAAACAGAGAGGGAAUGUGGUGCAGCCUCAAUAACUAUAAAUUAUUGCUAUGUUUAUUUUGACUAAUAAGGCACAUGAGAAAAUCCAACUA
Drosophila ficusphila is the source of this 1406-nucleotide messenger RNA. RefSeq lists its product as uncharacterized. The coding region runs from base 1 to 1311 and encodes 436 amino acids. Lineage: Eukaryota; Metazoa; Arthropoda; Insecta; Diptera; Drosophilidae. The record is from RefSeq and is a predicted model, not a curated record. The transcript has a single exon.